Molecule: messenger RNA, 254 nt
Organism: Ambispora leptoticha
Lineage: Eukaryota; Fungi; Glomeromycota; Glomeromycetes; Archaeosporales; Ambisporaceae
Source: the annotation of a GenBank genome assembly
GUCAAAACUCAUCACAGAUUCAAGAGCAACAGAAGAAACAGCAAGGUUCGAAAAAGUUGAUUGAGAAAGAGGAGGACAAGCAAGAAGAAAGAUAUUCAAAACAUUACUGGCGUAAUUGUGCUAGUGAUGAAGAGUUGUGUGCUCAAUCGGCAACUGAAGAUGCCGUGCUAGAGAGUAUUACACUAUUACUAGCUAUUGUGCUUAUCAAAGGAGAGACAUCCAAAAAUCUCAAUAUCAUAACAGAGAGCUUAUAG